Messenger RNA from Strongylus vulgaris, 1953 nucleotides. The record is from the annotation of a GenBank genome assembly. Lineage: Eukaryota; Metazoa; Nematoda; Chromadorea; Rhabditida; Strongylidae.
CAUAUAAUGGGCGACAUUCUAACCCUAGAGGGUGCGGCGGUCAAAAAGGAACAAUCAGAUAAUGAGUCUGGUGUGAAAACUGAGGAAGAAGAAGAUCAGAAGUCGUUUGAGACCCUCGAUGAAUGCUUCAAAACGAUGUUGGGCAUGUCUAAAGGCCGGCUUGUAAAUAACUUCUGGAGCGGUAAUGUUGAAGAGAACGAACUUCUGCAAUUCAAAGCGGCACGUGAUUCAGAAGGGAGCGGUUCUCGUCCGGAUCCCUCAAAAUUUUUCCGCAUGGGAAACCCAUGCGAUGACAACAGUUUUAGCAAGUACAACAAUCUUUUCGUUGAACAUAAAUAUGGUGAACAUCCUACAACAAAGAAGAAGAUCGUUGACAAGAAGAAAUACCUCUGCACCAAGUUUUCUUUGAUGGAAGAUGGAGAAUGGGCGUUCGAAUGGUCUAUAGCAAAAGGACAUACUUUGUAUGGCAGUGAAAAAUUGCAAACGCUAUAUGUCGCGUGGACCAUUGGGAAGCUUUUAAGAAAAAUUCCCACGGAAUUGAUGCAACGGAAAUGGCCAACUGUGUAUGCCGAUUUUAAGAAGGAACUUGAUCAACCAAACACCUCUUGGAAAAAGCUUCGGGAACUUUUGCUUCGCUUAGAAUGUGGAAUGAGGCGCACUCUUUUUUUACCGCAGUGGUGGAACAAUCUUGGACAUACCAGACUCACUCGAACGACCAUUGAAGAUAGGGACCGCAUGAUGAGGGAGGCCCAACGAAGAAAGAAAGAGGAACGGGAAGCUGUGGAUGUGGAAGAUGAAGAUAUCAUCAUUGUGAAACAUUCAAGAAUCCCUCAUGGUAUUAGCAGAGAACUCACUCGAAUGCGGGACGAGAAGUAUCGUCUUUAUGGUAAGGGGGAAUUGGGCGGAUGGUUGUGGAUUUCGCGGACCUUAGUCAGAAAAAUUCAUGAGACGCCACCACCUUUCGUUGUUGGAAAACAGCGGCAAAACACGAUUGGUAGCGGCAAGAAGCUGUCUUCUGUUGAUAUGCUAGCAUCUAAACUAAUGGAGUGGAGGUCGCGGCAGGAAGCAGCAAAUAUGCAGAAGAACUGCGUAUGUUACUCGCCCAGUUGUCGCAUAGGCAUCCCUCCAAGACCGGUUUGUUCUAAUGACGCAAGUGCUGGCUAUCAGUCUUGUUACUCGCAAGAGUGUCGACAGAAAGAAUUAGAGGUGGAUGGAUUGUUGGAAGUGAAUCCUCCCUGUGCAUCUUUACGCCCCUCAACAAGCACUUCGGCAGUUGUCAAGGCAUACGACCCCACAAAAAUUCGUGAGCCGCGCAAAGGAGUUUUGGGAGAGGAUCUGCCAUGGCCUUUGCCGGAAGUCAAUCACUUCGUGGCUAAGGGAUCGAAGCGCACUAGCAUUUUCGUUUUGCCACAAGUCACUCUUCGGCGGUUAGCAAAAACAGGUGGACGAAAGGCAAUUUAUGUGCCGAGCUUCUCUACCACUGCGAAGGGUAAUUUGCAGUAUUGGAAUUAUCCAACUCCCCGUCCAUGUUUUGAUCUUUGUUGGAGAUGGUUAACCGUGAACUGUGCGUCGCUACAUGCUGUUGCGCUCCAGCUGCGAAUACUUUGGGCUUCAAUACGAUGGCAAGACAUGAAACCAGAAGAUGAUGAUCCUGAUAGGCGUAUCGUCACUCAUUUUCCCGAUCGUGAUGAACGCAGAUGGAUAACUUCACACAAGGAGUAUGCACCGCCAUGCAUCUACGAAAGGUACCGUAUCUCUAUUGAAGUGUUACCUCUAGAUGACGACAAAGAAAUUGAAGAAGAGGACGACAUAUCAUGGACAAGCGGCGAAAGGGCUGAGAGGAGAAAGAGCACAAGGAGAAAAAAACCCAUUCAUUCAUCGAGUAUUCAGCGAGUUAGUCAUUUGAAGGAAGAAUGGGUUGAUGGAGUAGAUCUUAAACUGCAUGAGAUAUAG